ACGUAGUUUCUCAAGGAGGCGCUGAGCUGGCACUACCCAGCACUUAAUCGAGUAUUGUCAUCAUUUCCUCGAAAGUGAGAAUUAAGUGCAUUUAUUGCGAUAAUUAACACUGUUAUGUGUGUUUUACAAAUUCGUUUGAGUCGUGCUACCCAAACGUUUCAACGAAAUUGAUAUAUUUUUGGAAUUUGCAGUUUGGUGAUCUACAGAUCUCUCAUCAUGGUUAACGUUAAUGCGAGGGUGUUUUUUGACGUCGAAGUCGGUGGAUUACCCAUGGGCAGGAUAACAUUUGAACUUUUCUCCGAUACUUGUCCUAUAACGUGCGAAAACUUUCGUGCUCUGUGCACGGGAGAAAGGGGACUUGGGAAGAUAACAGGCAAACCAUUGCAUUAUAUAGGGAUUAUUUUUCAUAGAGUUGUAAAGGAUUUUAUGAUUCAAGGUGGAGAUUUUUCAGUGGGUAAUGGAACAGGUGGAGAAUCGAUCUAUGGUGGUACAUUUGCAGAUGAAAAUUUUAUUUUGAAACAUAACAAGCCAUUCUUAUUAUCAAUGGCAAAUUGUGGAAGAGAUACUAACGGUUCGCAGUUUUUCAUUACAACACAACCAGCGCCUCACCUCGACAAUGUCCAUGUGGUUUUUGGAGAAGUAGUGUCUGGGCAGGAAAUUAUUACACAUAUUGAAGGACUUCCAGUAGACCGAAUGUCACGUCCAUUACAAGAUGCUAAGGUUGUGAACUGUGGAGAACUAGUUUUGAAGCUAAAAGCUAAAGCGAAGAAACGAGAAACGAGACAAAGUAGCUCCGAGGACUCCGAUUCUGAUUCUUACGCCGAUAAAGCGAAAAAGAAGAAGAAGAGCAAGAAAAGCAAAAAACGAGCGAAAUCUGAAGAUGGUGAAGUCCGGGAUUCUAAUGAAGAGGAUAACAAACAACUCAAUCCACUAGUGUCCGUCACCAAAAUUGAUCCUGACGAAAUUCCGGAAGUGCCAGCAAAUAAAUUUUUAUAUCGAGCAGGUUCCACCAAUAACGCAAACCAAAAGGAAUUUAGGCAGCAUUACGGAAGGGAUCGCAUACGAUCUCACAGAAAGACUGGUCGUGUCUUUAAGGGUAGAGGAAUAUUCCGAUAUCAUACUCCUUCUCGGAGUCGUUCCAGAAGCAUAACACCACCUCAUUGGAAGCAAGCUCAGAACCGUACUAUCAAACUGCAUGAAUUUCAAAAAAUAGAAAAGGAACGUAUCAAGAAGGAAGAGGAGGUCAAGCAACGCGAGACUGACAGAAGUAAAAAAUUCAUGGACAAUUCUGACGAGAACAAUCAAUUGUCAAAUGAUUUGGAUAACAACGCGUUCAUCACUGAAAUGGAGAAUAAGGAGAACGAUCAGACGGAUGAGGCAACAAUUAUGAAUAAAAUGGCACAGCAGCAGGACGAGAAUGCCAAGAGAAACGCAGAAGGGAAUAAUCUUACUGUGCAGAACAAGGAGGAGAUUAAGCGUAACAGAAACGAGAGAUCGUUGAAACGUGACUCCAAUCGAUCCUACAACGAUAGGAGCUCCCGCCGUGAUUCCAGGAACAGGAGUAGAAGACGGGGGUACUCUCGAUCGAGAGAUCGUCGACGGUCCCGGGAGAGAGACUACGAUUAUCGCGCGAACCGCGACAGACGAAACCGAAGAAAUUAUUCUCCUCGCAGACGUGAUUACAGAAUUACCAGGCCCGGGAGGGACAGUUACAAGUACUACGACAAACGCAACGAAAGACGUCCGAAUAAUUCCAAUUCCCAUCAAGACAACGAUGCCAAUUCACGCUACGACAAGAACAAACACAAGAAAAGCGACAGCAUGUCGGACAUGACUCAACCGAAAUUCAAACGUCGUUCGCGAUCGAACAGUUCCAGUAGCCAGCACUCCAAAGAUUAAUUCACGUUGUUACGCGUCUCGUACUUUCGCUUUCUGUCGAGCACGAAACUUGUAAUGUCACGAUCAUGCUACUGAACGACAUCACUUAUAUUAUUAAUUUACGAAUCCAUAUAAUAAUGUUGCAGCAGUGUAGUCUUAAUUCUCUUUUGAUCAUUUACUUCUAAUUAUUGUAUCUGUUUUGUCACCAAAAUAAACGGCAAAAUCUGUCUA
Molecule: messenger RNA, 2109 nt
Organism: Ooceraea biroi (clonal raider ant)
Lineage: Eukaryota; Metazoa; Arthropoda; Insecta; Hymenoptera; Formicidae
Gene: Moca-cyp
Product: nuclear cyclophilin protein Moca-cyp
Biological process (GO): protein folding; protein peptidyl-prolyl isomerization
Cellular component (GO): cytoplasm; mitochondrion
Molecular function (GO): peptidyl-prolyl cis-trans isomerase activity; cyclosporin A binding
Source: RefSeq, a predicted model, not a curated record